UGUUGUAGUAUGGCAAUGUUCUGGAAAUUGGAAGUUUACGUUUUGUUUACACCGUCACACUGAAAUGUCUCUUCGUUGAAAAUAUCUGAAGUUUAUAGUGUGACGUAAACUUUACUAUUCAAUAAUGGCCUCAUCACGAUCCUCUGUUAUUCAGUUUAAUGAUGAUGCUGAUGAUACACAUUCGGAGUUGCAGUUUCAAGAUUUUACUCUUGGUCAGAGCAGCCCUGGUGUUGCCACAAUGGCACCGUCUGGAUCUUAUUCCAACUUUUCAGACAAUGCUGACUCUACUGCAGCAGAAAAUGAAGAUCUUCUAGGUUCAGAACCAAAGGAAGGGGUUGCAUUCUGGAAGUUCAGCUACUACCAGAGUUUCUUCGACAUCGACACUGAUCAGGUGAUGGGACGGAUGCUGUACUCCAUGGUCCCUCUACCUGGCAGAGCCACUUUCCUGGACAGGAUGAUAAGACCCAAACCAGACAUGUAUGGCCCAUUUUGGAUCUGUACGACCCUGGUGUUCAGUAUGGCAAUUGGUGCAAAUAUCUCCAAUUAUUUGAUGACAGAAGGAGCAAGUGCUAAAUCAUGGACCUAUGACUUUCAUAAAGUAUCUCUUGCAGCAACAGCUAUAUAUUCAUAUGUGUUCCUCCUUCCUGUCAUAUUGUGGGGAUUGAUGUGGUAUCGACAAAGUUCCAAUCGGUACACAUUGCUAGAAAUCCUGUGCGUCUAUGGAUAUUCUCUUGCUAUUUAUGUUCCCAUAUCAGUUUUGUGGGUCAUUCAGGUAGCUUGGUUUCAGUGGGUCCUAGUCAUAGUUGGAGCUGCUCUUUCAGGAGCAGUUCUUCUACAAACAUUUUGGCCUAUUUUUAAAGAUGACAACAAAAAGCUUGCUGCAAUUGUGCUAUGUUUGAUGUUUCUUUUCCAUACACUUUUGGCUGUUGGAUUUGUAACAUAUUUCUUCCAUCCAUCCAAUGAACAUUCACUGAAAGUUGCUACAGGUUCACCCACAGUGGUGACGGCGGUGACGGAAAAAUCCAUGAGCAAACUGACUCGUAGCAUCGAGAACACUGAGGCUCACUAUGUUCAAAAAGAUUCUGUGAUCCAGAAUGGAAGCCAAAGCCUACAGUCCUUGAACUUGGUGAAAGCUAAUUAUCCUGUGAAUGAUGCGAUGAAAGAAUCAACUUUACAUUUCACAGAAGAUCAUGUUUCACGGAAUUUGACUUUGGACAAAAAUGUUAGGAAGGUGUAGAAAGUGUUAAAUUAUAAAUUUUUUAUUGAACUAUGUUGAAUCAGUACAUUUUCUGUAAGAUAAUGCAAUAAAAAUUAUUUCACGUUAAAUUUUG
Molecule: messenger RNA, 1331 nt
Organism: Uloborus diversus
Lineage: Eukaryota; Metazoa; Arthropoda; Arachnida; Araneae; Uloboridae
Product: protein YIPF1-like
Exons: 9
Coding region: 125-1237 (370 amino acids)
Biological process (GO): vesicle-mediated transport
Cellular component (GO): membrane; Golgi apparatus
Molecular function (GO): small GTPase binding
Source: RefSeq, a predicted model, not a curated record